This is a messenger RNA of Microdochium trichocladiopsis, 1520 nucleotides long. RefSeq lists its product as uncharacterized. Gene Ontology annotation, molecular function: DNA binding. The transcript is spliced from 3 exons. The record is from RefSeq and is a predicted model, not a curated record. NCBI's taxonomy places the organism in Eukaryota, Fungi, Ascomycota, Sordariomycetes, Xylariales, Microdochiaceae. Gene Ontology annotation, cellular component: nucleus. The coding region runs from base 136 to 1134 and encodes 332 amino acids.
AACCACCACAGCAACACACCACUCCGCCCCCCAACGUCAUCCUCGAUAGAGCAUCACAACGCCGAUACUUCUGACCAAUUGAUUCUCAUCGGCGAUCACAGACGGCCUGUCCGCACCAAACGGGAAACCACCAUCAUGGGCAAGAAGAAGCGUGGGCAUCCCGAUGUGGAGGAGCUCCUGUCGCGAGCAUGGUGCUACUACUGCGAGCGUGACUUUGAGGAUCUCAAGCUCCUCAUCUCCCACCAGAAGGCCAAGCACUUCAAGUGCGAGACCUGCGGCAGGCGACUCAACACUGCUGGCGGUCUCUCCGUACAUAUGAACCAGGUCCACAAGGAGUCAUUAUCCCAGGUCGAGAAUGCGCUCCCGAACAGGCAGGGUCUCGAUGUCGAGAUCUUCGGCAUGGAGGGCAUCCCCGAGGACAUUGUCCAGCAGCACAACCAGCGCAUCAUCCAAAACUUCUACCAGGCCCAGGCCGACCGCUUUGCUGCCACCGGCAACCCGCCCUCUGGCCAGAACCAGAACCGGCCCCAGAAGAAGAUCAAGAUGGAGACGCCCGACGAGAUCAAGAAGAGGCUGGCCGAGCACCGCGCGAGGCGCGAGGCGCUCAAGGCGGCGAAUGGCGGCGUCGCGCCGCCUCCACCGAUCCCUGGGUCGAGAAGCUCAACCGAGCAGAGCGCGUCGCCUGCUCAAUUUGCUCAAAAUUCACAGUUCCCUCCUCCAGGCGGCCAAUUCCCCGUAUACCCGCCACCUGGUGCGCCGGGAUAUGCCGCGCCACCCGCCGGACAAUAUCCUCCUGCAUAUCCAACAUCGAGUCUGCCGCAACGGCCGGGUGCUGGCUCCAGCCUGCCUCCACGUCCAGGCCAGCAGCCUGGCUGGCAGCAGGGCGGCGGUGGUGGCAACGCCUCGACACUGGACGAGCUCAUGGCUAGUGCGGGUCGGCCGGCGGACCAUGUGGACGACAUGAUCAGGAAUCUCGAGCAAGGAGCUGCUGGGGAUGCAGCGGGCGCAGCGCCAGAGAAGAAGGCGAAGAAGGACAAGGACAAGAACGUCAAGAUGAUCUACGAGGACGAGCUCAGCCCAGAGGAGAGAAUGGCGAUGAUGCCGAGGUACGCGUAUGUGCCGGCGGCAGCCUAGCUGGGGGGUGGUUCCUGUUGAAGAUGGUUACGUAUGGAUAAACGUCUGGGGAGACGCGGCUCGCUCGCAAGGCAGAAGCAGGAGCACGUCUGAGACAUCAAUUCGAGAUACUUGGAGCGGGAUGCAUUGAUACAAUAGAGCCAUGUGUGCAUUUUCGUUGCACCAUCUCAGUCCGCAACAUGUACAGUUCUCCCUGAGCCCCAGCCUGCAGGUGGUCAAUGACAUCCAGGACAACGAGGUCGACUGCCGCUCGGCGCGAAUCCUCGCAGAUGACGCCAUAUGUAAGCAGUAAUGCCACAGCAGCCAGGCUCUCCUGGAGUCGCGGCGAGCCGCGGAAGAUCAGGCAGAUAAGGUGUGCCUUGGGGAGCCCCGACUCCGAACUCCGC